Messenger RNA from Brassica oleracea var. oleracea, 360 nucleotides. RefSeq names its product RING finger protein 165-like. The record is from RefSeq and is a predicted model, not a curated record. Lineage: Eukaryota; Viridiplantae; Streptophyta; Magnoliopsida; Brassicales; Brassicaceae. Bases 1 to 360 code for a protein of 119 amino acids. The transcript has a single exon.
AUGGGACUCUUUUUCGGCUACUGCACCGUUGAGAUAGCAGUAGACAUUUGUAUCCUUCACCGUAAGAGAUGGGGAAGGGAUUUACCAAAACGUAAACGAAAGAAGCUGAGAAGAUUCAUGGGCCAAAGUGAUUUUGCGCACUUUGAAAUCUGGAAAAAGAUGGAGGAUUCAAGGAAAGGUAAAGAUGAAGAUGAAGAAGACUGCCCUAUUUGUCUCGAACAUCUCAACGGAGGUUUUGGUUAUAUUAGGCUUAGAAAUUGCAUGCACAAAUUUCACUCUCGUUGCAUCGAUAAAUGGCUUUUUAAGUGUGCUCGCUGUCCUCUAUGUCGUUCUCUUGCAUGCCGUAACAACUACCUAUGA